Molecule: messenger RNA, 2402 nt
Organism: Zalophus californianus (California sea lion)
Lineage: Eukaryota; Metazoa; Chordata; Mammalia; Carnivora; Otariidae
Product: cytochrome P450 4A11-like
Exons: 12
Coding region: 36-1568 (510 amino acids)
Molecular function (GO): oxidoreductase activity, acting on paired donors, with incorporation or reduction of molecular oxygen; heme binding; iron ion binding
Source: RefSeq, a predicted model, not a curated record
UCAGGCAGAGUCAGCGAUCCAGCAGCCCCUACACCAUGAGUGUCUCUGUGCUGAGCAUCACCAGACCCCUGGGCGGUAUCUCUGGGAUCCUGCAAGGGGCCUCCCUUCUAGGGCUGGCUCUGCUGCUGCUCAAGGCAGCACAGCUCUACCUGCGCAGGCAGUGGCUGCUCAAAGCAGUCCAGGAGUUCCCGUCCCCUCCUUCCCACUGGCUCUUCGGGCACAAGCUGGAGCUCCAAAAUGGUCAGGAGCUACAAGAGCUUCAGAAAAGGGCAGAGAAAUAUCCAUGUGCCAGUCCUCGCUGGCUAUGGGGAAGCAAGGUUAGCCUCAUAGUCUACGACCCGGACUACAUGAAGGUGAUCCUGGGGCGAUCAGACCCAAAGUCUGAUGCUUCCUACAGAUUCAUGGCUCCCUGGAUAGGGUACGGUUUGCUCCUGUUGAAUGGGCAAGCGUGGUUCCAGCACAGGCGGAUGCUGACCCCAGCCUUCCACUAUGACAUCCUGAAGCCCUACGUGGGACUCAUGGCCGAUUCUGUCCGAGUGAUGCUGGACAAAUGGGAGGAGCUCCUCAGCCAGAACUCACCUCUGGAGAUCUUUGGACACAUCUCCUCGAUGACGUUGGACACCAUUAUGAAGUGUGCCUUCAGCUACCAGGGCAACCACCAGGCAGACAGGUACUCCCAAUCCUACCUUCAGGCCAUUCGGGACCUGAACAACCUGGUGUUUUCCCGGAUAAGGAAUGCUUUCUACCAGAAAGACAUCAUCUACAGGCUGACCCCUGAAGGCCGCUGGAACCACCGGGCCUGCCAGCUUGCCCAUCAACACACAGACCGAGUGAUCAAGCUGAGGAAGGCUCAGCUGCAGGAGGAGGGAGAGCUCGAGAAGGUCAGGAGCAAGAGACACUUGGACUUCCUGGACAUCCUCCUCUUUGCCCAAAGGGAGAACGGGAACAGCUUGUCUGACAAGGACCUCCAUGCGGAAGUGGACACCUUCAUGUUUGAGGGCCAUGACACCACAGCCAGCGGCAUCUCCUGGAUCCUCUAUGCUCUGGCCACACACCCCGAGCAUCAGCAGAGGUGCCGGGAGGAGAUCCAGAGCCUCCUGGGGGACGGCGCCUCCAUCACCUGGGACCACCUGGACCAGAUGCCCUACACCACCAUGUGCAUCAAGGAGGCACUGCGACUCUAUCCGCCAGUUCCAGGUGUCGGCAGAGAGCUCAGCAAGCCCAUCACCUUCCCUGAUGGACGCUCCUUACCCAAAGGAUUCUUAGUCUUGCUCUCCUUUUAUGCCCUUCACCACAACCCAAAAGUGUGGCCAAACCCAGAGGUGUUUGACCCUUCCCGGUUUGCACCAGAUUCCUCUCGACACAGCCAUGCUUUCCUGCCCUUCUCAGGAGGAUCAAGGAACUGCAUCGGGAAGCAGUUGGCCAUGAACGAGAUGAAGGUGGCAGUGGCCCUGACCCUGCUCCGCUUUGAGCUGGCACCAGAUCCUCUCAAGGUCCCUGUUCCCACUCCAAGAAUUGUGUUGAUGUCCAAGAAUGGGAUCCACCUGCAUCUGAGGAAGCUCCUCUAACCCUUGUGGGGACAAGGAUGAGCCCCAAGGGCCUCCUGCCUGCCAUCCUGUCUUGAUGUCGGUCUCUCCUGUCUGCUGUCUUCUGCCCACUUCCUGCUUUCACUCUGCCCACCUGCCAGCCUCCCUGAUCUCCUCCUCUUGUGCAUCAGACUGUUUGCCCUUCUCUGUCUCCCCCUUUCCCAAGAUUCCUACUUGUUUGCCUGUUACCUUUCUCCUACCCAGCUGUAGCUCUGACUGCCCACCAAAUCAAUACCUGCCUCUUUCCCAGCCUGCCUGUCCUCUGCAUGUCUUUCUCCUUUUGUGCCUAUUUGAUUGUCCCUAUAUUAUUUUCCUCUGGCUGCUAUAAUAACUGACCACAGCCUUAGUGACUUAGAACAACACCAAUUUGUUCUCUUACAGUUCUGGAGUUCAAAGUCUAAAAUAGAUUUUGCUGGACUACAGCCAAGAUAUUGGUAUGGUCACACUACCUCUAGACUCUAAGAGAGAAUCCCUCUCUCUGCCUUUUCCAGCAUCAGGUGCAUUAUUUGUGAUCUUUAGCUCCUGGAGGCUCCUCUUUUCAAAUGCAACAGCAUCUUUCAAUAUCCUUGUGCCUCUGUCUUCGUAUCACCUUGUCUUCCAUGAGGACUUUGUGAUUAGACAGAUGCACUCAGAUAACACAGACAUAUCUCAGCUUCCAGGAAUGGACUUCUUGGGGAGCCAUGAUUCAGCCUGCUUAGUCCCUAUGUGACUGCUAUUAGUCCAUGCAUCCAGCUCUCUCCUGUGUGUUACCUACAUACCCAUUUGUCAUUCACAUACCCUCCUCUUCUUUCCUCCUCCCUCAAAUAAAUUUCUUAA